Molecule: messenger RNA, 1638 nt
Organism: Leopardus geoffroyi (Geoffroy's cat)
Lineage: Eukaryota; Metazoa; Chordata; Mammalia; Carnivora; Felidae
Gene: ATP6V0D1
Product: ATPase H+ transporting V0 subunit d1
Exons: 8
Coding region: 127-1182 (351 amino acids)
Biological process (GO): vacuolar acidification; proton transmembrane transport; vacuolar transport
Cellular component (GO): vacuolar proton-transporting V-type ATPase complex; proton-transporting V-type ATPase, V0 domain; lysosomal membrane
Molecular function (GO): proton-transporting ATPase activity, rotational mechanism
Source: RefSeq, a predicted model, not a curated record
GUGAUACGUUCGCUCGUCACCUGACCUGCUUGACAGUCCGCUGCUGGCGCUGCGUCAGCUGAUCUUGGAAUCGUGCUGUCUGCCGGCCGAUCGGGGUUCUCCGGUCUCGCCGCCCGCGCCGCAGCCAUGUCGUUCUUCCCGGAGCUUUACUUCAACGUGGACAAUGGCUACUUGGAGGGACUGGUGCGCGGCUUGAAGGCCGGGGUGCUCAGCCAGGCGGACUACCUCAACCUGGUGCAGUGCGAGACGCUCGAGGACCUGAAGCUGCACCUGCAGAGUACUGACUAUGGCAACUUCCUGGCCAAUGAGGCAUCGCCGCUAACAGUGUCAGUUAUCGAUGACCGGCUCAAAGAGAAGAUGGUGGUGGAGUUCCGCCACAUGAGGAACCACGCCUAUGAGCCACUCGCCAGCUUCCUGGACUUCAUUACUUACAGCUACAUGAUUGACAACGUAAUCCUGCUUAUCACGGGCACGUUGCACCAGCGGUCUAUCGCCGAACUUGUGCCCAAGUGCCACCCACUAGGCAGCUUUGAGCAGAUGGAGGCUGUGAACAUUGCGCAGACACCUGCCGAGCUCUACAAUGCCAUUCUGGUGGACACGCCCCUGGCGGCCUUUUUCCAGGACUGCAUCUCAGAGCAGGACCUUGAUGAGAUGAACAUCGAGAUCAUCCGGAACACACUCUACAAGGCCUACCUGGAGUCCUUCUACAAGUUCUGCACCCUACUGGGCGGGACCACAGCCGAUGCCAUGUGUCCCAUCCUGGAGUUUGAAGCCGACCGACGAGCCUUCAUCAUCACCAUCAACUCCUUCGGCACAGAGCUCUCCAAGGAGGACCGUGCCAAGCUCUUUCCACACUGCGGGAGACUGUACCCAGAGGGUCUGGCCCAGCUGGCUCGGGCUGAUGACUAUGAGCAGGUCAAGAACGUGGCCGACUACUACCCGGAGUAUAAGCUGCUCUUUGAGGGUGCAGGCAGCAACCCCGGAGACAAGACCCUGGAAGACCGAUUCUUCGAGCAUGAGGUGAAACUGAACAAGUUGGCCUUCCUGAACCAGUUCCACUUUGGUGUUUUCUACGCUUUUGUGAAGCUCAAGGAGCAAGAAUGUCGCAACAUCGUAUGGAUUGCCGAGUGCAUUGCCCAGCGCCACCGCGCCAAGAUUGACAACUACAUCCCCAUCUUCUAGCGCCCUGGCCCAAGGCUCCCCACAAGUGUGUGUGUCUGCGUGUGCUGUGACCAAGCCCACAGCUCACAUGCCUGCCCUGGGGGAUAGCACAUUGUCCUAGUGGCUGCCGGUAUUCCUGACCCUCCCUGGGAUGGUUCUUGGGCCUGAAAAGGGGCUGGGCACCUGUUCCCCCUACCAAGGUUGGACCAACUCCCCCCCCCCCCCCAAAAAAAAGGAGGCCCCCUCAGCCCUAUGUUUACAGCCACUGACACGCCUGAGAAGCAUGUGGUCACUUUGUGUGCUUCCCUGAGAACCCCUGGGGCAGUGUGAGCCUCCUCUCCCUUCUGUGGGUCACCCGCAGAGCCAUGGCCCAGGGGAAGGAUAGAGUGUGUCCUUGGGGCAUAGGGGAAAUAGCUCUGCCACCCUGUCCCUCAGCUCUGCCCUCUGAGACAAUAAACUGCCCUCUCUAAGCCUGGC